UUAAAGAAACUCCAGUGACUCCUGAGCGUCGGCGUCCGACUCCUCCCCGUGAAGGCGUUCGGACACGAGCAGCAAGCCCGCGUCGGGGUGCUGGAGAAGGCCGCUACCUGCUGCCGCCCCGCAUCCACCGCUCCUCUGAUCCUGGACUGCCACCAGAGAUGGUCAUUUUCCCAUCAGCCGGUGCUGGUGACGGUUACAGCCACCCUCCCCCGCUGUCCAGGCUGCUGUCCCCACAGUCCGGGUCGGGACAGGUGCCUCCUGGUCAGGUGUUACACCUCCAGAUGUCUCCUCUGCUUCACCCACUGGUGGGCCAGCACAUCCUGUCUGUCAGGCAGUUCAGCAAGGAGCAGAUCUCACACCUGUUCAAUGUUGCUCACACUUUGCGUUUGAUGGUUCAGAAGGAAAGAAGUCUGGAAAUCCUGAAGGGUAAAGCGAUGGCCUCCAUGUUCUAUGAGGUCAGCACUCGCACCAGCAGCUCCUUUGCAGCGGCCAUGCAGCGUCUGGGCGGCUCCGUCGUCCAUUUCAGCGAGUCCACUUCCUCCUCACAGAAGGGAGAAUCGCUGGCCGACUCAGUUCAGACCAUGAGCUGCUACGCAGACGUCCUCGUGCUCCGUCACCCAUCGCCUGGAGCUGUAGAGAGAGCAUCCCGCCAUUGCCGUAAGCCGGUGAUCAAUGUAGGCGAUGGUGUCGGGGAGCACCCCACCCAGGCCCUCCUGGACGUCUUCACCAUCAGAGAGGAGCUGGGGACGGUCAACGGCAUGACGAUAACGAUGGUGGGCGAUCUGAAGCAUGGCCGCACAGUUCAUUCCCUCGCCAAGCUGCUGACCCAGUACCGCAUCACCCUGCGCUACGUGGCUCCCAAAAACCUCCACAUGCCAGCAGAGAUCAUCAGCUACGUGGCCUCAAAGGGCAUCAAACAGCUGCUUGAGCUACAGGACUGGAAAACUGACAGUAGAGUCGAGGUUGGUGGGAUCAGCAGCGGCUGCAGCAGAAGAGGAAGGAGCCUUCACAGUGCUGUAGGUCACUGCGUCACCUUCAUCAUCACCUCGCACCUGGAAAACCAAAAGAAGCGGUCCACAUAA
Molecule: messenger RNA, 1082 nt
Organism: Archocentrus centrarchus (flier cichlid)
Lineage: Eukaryota; Metazoa; Chordata; Actinopteri; Cichliformes; Cichlidae
Product: CAD protein-like
Exons: 8
Coding region: 159-1082 (307 amino acids)
Biological process (GO): amino acid metabolic process
Molecular function (GO): amino acid binding; carboxyl- or carbamoyltransferase activity
Source: RefSeq, a predicted model, not a curated record